CCCAAAAACGGAAAACAGAUUACAGAUACAGAGCCCAAAAAAAGGGGAUCGUUCUGUUAACACCCGCUUGCCUAGUACGAACUACGAAGAAAUAGAGUGUUGAAAUUAAAUAAAAUAAAAUAAACAGGCAUAUGAAAUGAAAUCGUGAAUGAUUGAUCCGCCGUGGCUUAAGGAGCUGCCCAAAUCUUAAUGGAUGAGCUCUCACUCUUUUUUCACUCUUUCUAUUUACUCAUAAUACCAUUUAUUUUAGUAUUUUCAGGCCAAGCUGCAGAAACAAAUCUAAUCUGAUCAAAAAGAAAAAAGCCUCGUUUCGCCAUCACCGCAAUCACAAUGAUUCACUUUGUCAUUCUCAAUAAUAGGCAAGGAAAGGUUAGGCUGACGAAAUGGUAUUCAACUUAUUCUCAAAAGGAAAGAUCCAAGUGAUAUGCAGUUAUUAAAUUCUUAAAAUGUUACAAUCUAUGGGUGCACACUUUGUAAAGGUAAUUCGAGAACUCACUGGCAUUAUACUGAGUCGGGGCCCCAAGCUUUGUAACUUUGUGGAGUGGAGGGGACUUAAAGUUGUCUAUAAACGUUACGCCGGCCUCUAUUUCAGUAUGUGCAUUGACCAGGAUGACAAUGAACUGGAGACCCUUGAUAUAAUUCACCAUUAUGUUGAGAUGCUGGACCGCUAUUUUCUCAAUGUCUGUGAGCUGGACUUGAUCUAUAAUUUUCACAAGGCUUAUUAUAUACUGGAUGAGCUCUUGCUUGCUGGGGAGCUUCAAGAGUCAAGCAGGAGAACAAUUGCAAGGCUGGUAGCUGCACAGGAUUCAUUAGUAGAGACUGCUCGAGAGCAGGCCAGUUUACUAGGGGAUUUGGUCAAGCAGGCCAUGUGAUCAGGCAGGCCACCAAAUCGACAAAUGGUUUUAUAUCUACACUUGUGGAAAAUAAUCAAAAUAUACAAUCUCGAGCAACCUCUUAUGGUAACUCUUACUCUUUUCAGUGACUGAUGAACACAAGUUUCCUAAAUGAUAGUGGCACUGUGUAUGUGAUUUCUGCAUUCGAAUGUUACUUGGUGCAUGCUCCCCUCCUCCUUCCCCCGCCAAAAUCAAACGGUGUGAGGGAAAGUGUGCCGGCAUUUAGCACAACAGAGUACUGUACUUUUUUCCUUUUUAUCUAUUGAAUAAUCUAGAUGCUUCUACUUCAUGCUGCGAUCUGCAGCUAACAAUGGGUCACCAUGAAAAGGGGAUGACUAGUGUUCUAUGUAUCCUCAGCCAUUUAAGCAUUGUCUCAUGGAAUAAUGCUACUGACAAUAAUUUUCACAACAUUUAGUUAAUAAAUUUUUAUUGGUUCUUAUUUGAGCCCACUUA
Molecule: messenger RNA, 1346 nt
Organism: Quercus robur (English oak)
Lineage: Eukaryota; Viridiplantae; Streptophyta; Magnoliopsida; Fagales; Fagaceae
Product: AP-1 complex subunit sigma-2-like
Exons: 7
Coding region: 447-872 (141 amino acids)
Biological process (GO): intracellular protein transport; vesicle-mediated transport
Cellular component (GO): intracellular membrane-bounded organelle; membrane coat; AP-1 adaptor complex
Molecular function (GO): clathrin-cargo adaptor activity
Source: RefSeq, a predicted model, not a curated record